AUGCGCAACCUCCGCGACCGAUUCGGCGGCUUUACGGUCGUUUACCUGAACGGCGUCAUCCUGCAGAACGAGCUGGAGGCGUUCAAGGAGCUCAUCGCGCAGCUCACUCGAGCCACAGGAGUCAAGCACCCGGUGCUGUCCUAUUGGAACAUGUACGAGUAUCUGCGGGGGCUGCUCGUCGCGAAGGCCAAGGCCGGGGACCAUGUGAUCGUGGUUCUGGAUGCGCUGGAGCAGUUCGUGCGCGAAAACAGCAACGCAAAGCAGUUGCUGCUGUACAAUUUACUCGACUGGCUGCAGUCAAAGGAUAUCAAGAUGGGGGUGUUGGGUAUCACCGACAACUACAACGUUGUGGACAAUCUCGAAAAGAGAGUUCGCUCCAGGUUUUCAAACCUCCAGAUAGUUAUCGAACGGCCUUCAUUUGCACAGAUACGGCAACACCUCGUCCGAGCUCUUUCGCUUGACAACUUCGAGUGGGAAUCUAAUUCGGAGCUGCAGCGUCCCUCGGCUGAGUAUUGCGCGGCGUUCUCCAAAAGCGUGAGCGAGCUGCUGCUGGAGCAAAGCAAGUUUCUUGCGAGCCUCGAGUUUGACUACGACAUUGGCAAACCGCAAACCUUUUUCGUAAGGCUCGCCGCUGCUGCCGUGUACUACCUGGACGCAGACUCGCCGCUACUCACGGCCCAACACUUUCGGCGCGCCAGACAUUUGCUGGAACAAGAUCACCAGCUCGCCGUGCUGGAGACCGUAACAGAGCAUGGAAUCGCGCUGUUAAUUGGGAUGGGGCACCUCGAACGGGGCGACCAACGUGUGUUUACGCUGGAAAUGGUGUACGCGCGAUGGGAGAAUUUCCUUCGUCAACACGACAUGCUUGCCCAGCUGCCAACGCGUAGUGAAGCCCAAAAAGCGUUGGAAAACCUGCUGCGGCUGAAACUGGUCAAGGAUGCUGGGGAUGCUUUCAAGAUUGGGCGGGGUGGGGACAGCUCCAUGAAGCAGGACGCGUCAGGCUCUCUUCAGCCGGAGUUUCGGGCCGUGCACUUGAAUUUCGCCCCGCGAACUCUUGAAGGCAUGCUGCGUAAUGGAAGUAUCAAAUGUUCGACACUGCUGAAAGAGUGGGCUAUAAACGGUAGCUGA
Phytophthora sojae is the source of this 1128-nucleotide messenger RNA. RefSeq lists its product as hypothetical. Gene Ontology annotation, biological process: DNA replication initiation; DNA replication. Gene Ontology annotation, molecular function: DNA replication origin binding. The transcript has 4 exons. Gene Ontology annotation, cellular component: nuclear origin of replication recognition complex; nucleus. The coding region runs from base 1 to 1128 and encodes 375 amino acids. The record is from RefSeq and is a predicted model, not a curated record. NCBI's taxonomy places the organism in Eukaryota, Oomycota, Peronosporomycetes, Peronosporales, Peronosporaceae.